UACUAAAAUUGGAACGAUACAGAGAAGAUUAGCAUGGCCCCUGCGCAAGGAUGACACGCAAAAUCGUGAAGCGUUCCACAUUUUUUUGUUCCUUCAGCACAUCAUUGUAGGACUUGCCAGUAUUUUUUCAAGGAAGGUGCCGUAGAUUCUGAGCGACCCGGCAACACAUACUUUCGGGCAUCGGGUACUUACGUCGCGUAUUCCAGUUAUUAAACGUGUUUUUAUUGCAUGCAUGAUUUCGUUUGUGCACGGCAUUGCUUGCAUGGGUAGGCGCAAGCGGUGUACGGCGCACUGGAAAAGAAAACCGGUACGGGCAGAGCCGCAUACCAGUGUGUUUCAUUUGUUUUUAUUUUUUUGCGGCUGAAUGGUGCCGCGCCAUUGGUCGAUCGGUUCGACCAGCGCGAAGUUCGCAAACUUCGAAGCGGCUUUGCCGUGCUCAGUCGCGUCGCAAAAGCGCAAAAGUUGGUAGAGUCGCAACGCAACGACCGUGUCCGAACCCAGAACCGCGCGCGAUCGACGACAUGCAGAGGAGAGAAAACGCCGUACCAUCUCCACCCGCGGCGGCAGCUACCGGCCAUCGCCGUUCGAACGGCCGCACAUCGACGGGCGGCCAACCGUCGACCACGCCGAAGCCGAGCUCCGCUCAGGUCGACGCUCGUCGAGAACGACUCCACAGGUUAGACGCCACCCGCAAGGCCUUGCUUCUUCGCCAAUGCGUCAGCGGGCGGGCGCGCAACGCGCUACUGACGCCGCGCUGCGAUUUGCGACGGCGAGUGCUGGAGACCAACCUAGCGCGCGAGUGCCAACAGCCACGCGAGUUGGCGCUUUCCACGGCGCUCAAACCUGCGCAGCCCACGCCACCGAGGAACUUCAGGCGAUGGGGCUACUGCGACGCUUCGAACAAAAGCAACGCGACGCAAGCGAGAAAUCAUCGACUUCAGCAGCCCGUUCAAGUUCUCCAGAACUCGCCGGCCUCUAGAAGUCCUCAGCCCAAGGCUUGGAGCCUCCAGCCGGCGACUCUACCGCCCAACCCGACGCGACGCGGCUCCACCAAGUCGAAGCCACCUCCUCGCAAGUUGGGAUCGCCUAGAAACUUCGCCGUUGCCAGCGCGGCGGCUAUCAAGAAGAGACUGCGCCGUAGCUGGUCGUAUCGCGAAGCGAUCGCCGGCGACCCGCCGACCGAUGAGCAGCUAGAGGCGCAGUCGCCCAAACGGCUGAAGACGGAUUCACCUGAUUUAGUCGCGGAAGCGGCUACCACAAAGCACCAAGAACCAUCAGCUACAGCUACGAUAACGCGACCCGUCCUGUCUAAGCGACCGUGCAGGGUCCAACAUGGAAAACCGUUUGCGAUACCAACACCACCCGUUGUAAUGCCAGCAUCAUCUUUGAGUCCUCAAGGUGCCUUAUCUCCGCAGCCGCAACGCGUUACUGGAAGCACUGUAACUUCAAGCGCAACCACAACAUCGCCCGCACUGGGCCAGUGCUUCGUGAAGUUUCCCGGAGCGUCAUCCGCACCUUGUGCAAGAACCCCUUCAGCCCCACACGGAACGUGGAAAAUCUCUUCAAUUUGUCAGAAUGCGCAAGGCGGAGUAGUUACUCCGACAGUCACUCCGUACCGCCACUGCAUCGAAGCGAUCGUACCUCUUUCACCGUCAGUGGUGUCACAAGGCACACAGACGUCGCCGAAGAGGCUGCGGAGGAGGUCGUCCCUCAAGCGCGCCUUUGAGCGACUUCUCAGCAGCGGCAAGGAGAACGAGGCAAACGUGUCGCGGGACUCCACAUCGAAGAACACCAAGGCGAAGGUCAAGAGACGACCGUCUCUCGUGGAGUCUCUCCUGUUCAGACGUAACGGCAACAGUAAUGAAAGCGAAGCCAAACCAGCCAGGCAGUCCACCGAAUGCGCGGUUGCAUCAAAAGAUGCGGUUGGGUCGACUCCGCGUAGGAACAAAGCUCGCAGAGCUCACAGCCUACAACUAAAGUCGCCCGAGUGUGAUCCAUGGGGUUAGGUACAGUGCUUGAUUGACAAUUUUCCAGCAAUCUCAUGACAUUGUGCACUGAACGCUCAUAUUACCAAUGUAUUUCAGCGUUUGGGUCAGCGAUACAAUGGUACUGUGAAGUAAUAGUUUGAAUAUUACACAUUCACUGCUGGCAGUUAUAGUUUUUUAAAACGAGUGCUUCGGCUGUUACACUACAGUGCUCUAAAAUUUUACCAUGUGGUUCGCCAAGCAAGUCAUGACUGAACAAUGUUCAGACAAUGUAAUAGCCUGCUAUGUCACCUCAAUGCUUCGGAGUUUCUUUUGUUUUUCUUCUAACAGGAGUAGUUAUAAUCAAAAAGAAGUGGCCAGGCGCUAAAACUAAAAUGGUACUCUUGAAUGGUAUUGAAUAAGUAUCCAUAUGGCAAUAAUCAAGAUGUAGUGAUAGGCUAUCUUGCAGAACUAUUUGGUCACGGCUGCAUUUGACGUAACGUGCAAUAGUGUUUCUUCUUGUGUCUUUCCUUUGUAGUACAGUGCAAUUCCAAAUUGUUUUAGCUCCGUCCUGCAGUUCCUACGACGAGGUGUACUGUCUGCCGGAUGUUUCUGACAAAGGCGAUACAAGAGGUUCCUAGCCAUUGCCUGCACAGCCAGCUCACAGUUGGCUGUUAUACUAUGCAAAAAGCGGCUAAAUGUUAGCCUUGCUGUGAUGCAUUUGUCUCGCAUAACAAAAAUGUGUUGAUCAAAUGACUGCAUGUUUACUCAUAUUACAUGUAAUAAACAUU
Molecule: messenger RNA, 2755 nt
Organism: Rhipicephalus sanguineus (brown dog tick)
Lineage: Eukaryota; Metazoa; Arthropoda; Arachnida; Ixodida; Ixodidae
Product: serine/arginine repetitive matrix protein 1
Exons: 1
Coding region: 522-2006 (494 amino acids)
Source: RefSeq, a predicted model, not a curated record